Molecule: messenger RNA, 958 nt
Organism: Acomys russatus (golden spiny mouse)
Lineage: Eukaryota; Metazoa; Chordata; Mammalia; Rodentia; Muridae
Gene: Kcnk6
Product: potassium two pore domain channel subfamily K member 6
Exons: 3
Coding region: 1-954 (317 amino acids)
Biological process (GO): stabilization of membrane potential; potassium ion transmembrane transport
Cellular component (GO): membrane
Molecular function (GO): potassium ion leak channel activity
Source: RefSeq, a predicted model, not a curated record
AUGCGGCGGGGCGCGCUCCUGGCCAGCGCCCUGGCCGCCUACGCCGGGUACCUGGCGCUGGGCGCGCUGCUGGUGGCGCUGCUGGAGCGGCCGCACGAAGCCAGACUGCGCGCCGAGCUGGGGACACUGCGGGAGCAGCUGCUGCGCCACAGCCCGUGCGUCGCGGCGCACGACCUGGACGCCUUCGUGGAGAGGGUGCUGGCGGCCGGACGGCUGGGGCGCGCAGCGCUGGCCAACGCCUCGGGACCCGCCAACGCCUCCGACCCAGCCUGGGACUUCGCCUCGGCGCUUUUCUUCGCCAGCACGCUGGUCACCACGGUGGGCUAUGGCUACACGACCCCACUGACAGAUGCAGGCAAAGCCUUCUCCAUCGUCUUUGCGCUCCUGGGUGUGCCCGUCACCAUGCUGCUCCUGACCGCCUCGGCCCAGCGCCUGUCGCUGCUGCUCACCCAUGCACCCCUGUCCUGGCUGAGCCUGCGCUGGGGCUGGCGCCCGCAGCAGGCAGCACGCUGGCACCUGGUGGGCCUGCUGGUGCUCAUCGUGGCCGUAUUCUUCCUGGUCCCAGCUGCGGUCUUCGCCCAUCUUGAGGAGGCCUGGAGCUUCCUGGAUGCUUUCUACUUCUGUUUCAUCUCUCUGUCCACCAUUGGCCUGGGGGACUACGUGCCUGGAGAAGCCCCUGGCCAGCCUUACCGGGCCCUCUACAAGGUGCUCGUCACAGCAUACCUCUUCCUGGGCCUGAUUGCCAUGGUGCUGGUGUUGCAGACUUUCCACCAUGUGUCCGACCUCCAUGGCCUCACUGACCUCAUCCUGCUGCCCCAUCCGGACCCGGCCAACCUCAGUCAGGAUGAGGACGAUCAGGUGGACAUUCUGGGCGCCAGCACAGAUCUGCACCAGCACCUCUCUGCUGCCUCCCAUGCUAACUACGCCUCCAUCCCCAGGUCCCAGGCCAGGUGAGGCC